This is a messenger RNA of Colletotrichum truncatum, 1416 nucleotides long. Its product is annotated as vea protein. The record is from RefSeq and is a predicted model, not a curated record. NCBI's taxonomy places the organism in Eukaryota, Fungi, Ascomycota, Sordariomycetes, Glomerellales, Glomerellaceae.
AUGAACUUUGCCUCUGCAGCACCUGAUCUGAGUCUAGAUAUCUCUCCCAUGGCUUUCACUCCCACCGGUCCAUCCCCUCAACACUACACCUAUGACCAAAGAGCACAACAAGACGACAUGGCUCAAAGACAUACCUCGUGGGCUCCCUCACCCACUUAUGGCCCGCCCAGGCCUGCCGCCGAAGGCUACUAUUCCUACGAACCUGAACACUCCCGUCUGCCGCCCCCCACGGGUUCGAUGAACGCUAUGUCCAGUUCACAGCCCAGACCGUUCGCACAAGAGCACUCGCAGUACCAUCGUCCUGAGUACAAUCACCACCAUGAGUACCACCAACCUCCUUCUCCUGGCUACCAACAGCCGCCAUCUCAAUACCAACACUAUCAACCACCACCGCAUCCCUCACUAGCCAACGACCAAUACCGGGCACCCAUGCCCAGGUAUCACCAGGAAGCCCCUCGGGAGUCGCCGGCAGUAUCACCGGCGGGCCGUGAGUCCAAUGACCAAUUUCGGGAAGCAAGGGAGCAGCAUUUCAUCAUGCGGAACCAACCGCCAGCAAUGCCCACCGCCCCGCGUGGGCCGAACAGCAACUAUGACGGGAAGGUUCCCAUCCCCUUCACUCCUCCAAGUUUAAGGAUGCCUCCGGUACGAUCUGGAUCGACCGUCCAGCCGCCUGACAGGAGUGUCAAGAUUGAAGAUCUUCUUAGCGGCGGCGGAGUCUCACAGUCGGCUCAACGUGCCCCAGAACAGAAGCCCACGCUACGCAAGAACGAAUACGAAAUCUUUUUCCGACAGCAGCCCGUUGCGGCAAGAUGCUGCGGCUAUGGAGAGAGGGACCGCAGAGUUAUCGACCCGCCGCCCAUCGUUCAGCUAAAGAUUAACAACCCCGACUUGUCCGCUGAUGAAAUGUACGAAAGAGUCCACCACCCAUCCUAUGUUGUCCACUGCAGCAUCUGGGACGAGUCCGGAACGGUUGACAGCACCGACAUGCCUCCGGACUUUGUACGACCGGGUAAGCGCAUCAUGGGGUCACUUGUUUCCUCGCCUUUCGUAGGGCAAGAUGAGCACGGCGAAGAGGGCUGCUUCUUCUGCUUCCCUGAUAUGUCGGUCCGCACACCCGGCCACUACCGCCUCAAGUUUGUCCUGGUCGUCGUCGACCCCACCCAUCGCGCUAGGAUAGCCCCGAUCAGAUCUACCAUCAUGAGCGAUGUCUUUACUGUGUAUAAUGCCAAGGACUUCCCAGGCAUGCAGGCCAGCACAGCCCUAACCAAACGCCUAAAGGAACAAGGCUGUCUCAUCUCCAUCAAGAAGGGUAACGAAAAGUCAGGUGCCAAGUCUCGCCGUCAAGACGACAGUGAUGAAGAUGAUGAAGAUACUGUUUCAACGGGCAAGCGCAAGAAGCCCAAGAAGCAGCGGUAA